AUGGCUUCACAACAGUCAAUGAGAGCCCUCGCCAGGGCUGGCCCAAUCGGCCCCAAUGGCGUCGCAUCACGAGCCUUUUCCACGGCUACCAAGGCCAUGAUGAUGCGAUCUGCCGCCCGGCCCUCUGUCGCCAUGAAGCUGGCCAACUCGGGUCGCAUCGCCUUCCGCAGAGCCUACGCCGACGAAGCCCCCAAGCCCAAGCCGGGCAAGCUGCGUAAGACGUUCAGAUGGGCCUGGAGACUGACCUAUCUGUCUGCCAUUGGCCUCGUUGGAUUCACUGCCUACAACAUCUACGACGAUCGCCACCCCGACGAGCAGUACGAGCCUGAUCCCAACAAGAAGACGCUGGUCAUUCUGGGCACUGGCUGGGGAUCUGUUGCUCUCCUCAAGAAGCUCGACACCGAAAACUACAACGUCGUCGUUGUCUCUCCCCGCAAUUACUUCCUCUUCACCCCCCUGCUGCCCUCAUGUACCACCGGCACCAUCGAGCACCGCUCCAUCAUGGAGCCUGUCCGCGCCAUUCUCCGUGGCAAGAAGGCAGCCGCCAAGUUCUACGAAGCCGAGGCCACCUCCAUUGACCCUGAUCGCAAGGUUGUGCGCAUUGCCGAUAACUCUGAGAUCAAGGGCGCCACCUCCGAGACGGAGAUCCCCUACGACAUGCUUGUCGUAGGCGUCGGCGCCGAGAACGCAACCUUUGGCAUCCCCGGCGUCAGGGAGCACAGCUGCUUCCUCAAGGAGAUUGGCGAUGCCCAGCAGAUCCGCAAGAAGAUCAUGGACUGCGUUGAGACUGCCGCCUUCAAGGGCCAGACUCCCGAGGAGAUUGACCGUCUCAUGCACAUGGUCGUCGUCGGCGGUGGCCCCACUGGUGUUGAGUUCGCUGGCGAGCUCCAGGACUUUUUCGAGGAGGACAUCAAGAAGCUGGUCCCCGACAUCAGCCCUCGCUUCAAGGUGACCCUGAUUGAGGCCCUGCCCAACGUUCUCCCCAUGUUCUCCAAGACUCUCAUCGACUACACCGAAAACACCCUCCGCGAGGAGAAGAUUGACAUCAAGACCAAGACCAUGGUCAAGAGAGUCACCGACAAGGCUGUCGAGGCCGAGGUGUCCCGCCCUGACGGUACCAAGGAACGUGUCGAGAUCCCCUACGGCCUGCUUGUCUGGGCCACCGGAAACGCCGUCCGCCCCAUCAUCAAGGACCUUACCACCAAGAUUGCUGCGCAGAAGGACUCCCGCCGUGGUCUUGCCGUGAACGAGUACCUCGUUGUCCAGGGAACCCGUGACAUCUGGGCCGUUGGUGACUGUGCCGUUGCUGGCUACGCCCCUACUGCCCAGGUCGCCUCGCAGGAGGGAACCUUCCUUGGAAAGCUGUUCAACAACAUGGCCAAGACUGAGAACCACGAGGCCCGUAUCCAGGAGCUGAGCAGCAAGCUGAACAUUGAGAGCGGCAACUCUGCCGAGGCUGAUCAGGAGAUUGAGCUUCUGGAGAGACAGCUCAAGAAGAUUCGCGAUGUCAAGCCCUUCAAGUACAGCCACCAGGGAAGCUUGGCCUACAUUGGCAGCGAGAAGGCCGUUGCCGACGUCAGCUGGUGGAACGGCAACCUGGCCACCGGUGGUAGCCUGACCUAUCUCUUCUGGAGAAGUGCCUAUCUCUCCAUGUGCUUCAGCACACGCAACCGUGUUCUGGUCAUCGUGGACUGGCUCAAGUCCAAGGCUUUCGGCCGUGACGUCUCCCGAGAGUAG
Molecule: messenger RNA, 1737 nt
Organism: Trichoderma breve
Lineage: Eukaryota; Fungi; Ascomycota; Sordariomycetes; Hypocreales; Hypocreaceae
Product: pyridine nucleotide-disulfide oxidoreductase domain-containing protein
Exons: 3
Coding region: 1-1737 (578 amino acids)
Molecular function (GO): NADH dehydrogenase activity
Source: RefSeq, a predicted model, not a curated record